AUGACCAAGUUCAGGCCUUGUAUUGACCUGCACUCAGGGCAGGUCAAACAGAUUGUGGGCGGUACUCUCAGCCAGGUGGCCACCGAUCUGAAGACCAACUACGUAUCAAAAUUGCCGGCCGGCCACUAUGCGGAAUUGUAUCGGAAGCACGAUCUGCGCGGCGGGCACGUUGUGAAACUUGGACCUGGGAAUGAAGAGGCCGCACUGGAGGCAGUGAAGGCAUGGCCGGGUGGCCUGCAAGUUGCUGGUGGCAUCACCGAUCAGAAUGCGCAAUAUUGGAUCGACCAGGGCGCAGACAAGGUGAUCAUCACUUCAUUUCUCUUCCCUGGGGGCAAGUUCUCGCUACAGCGACUCGAAUCAGUCCUCUCUGCCUUGGGCGGUGACAAAUCAAAGCUGGUAUUGGAUCUGAGCUGUCGCAGGAAAGACGAUACUUGGUUCGUUGCGAUGGACCGCUGGCAGACCAUUACAGAGAUGGAGAUUAACCAGGAAUCUAUCUCAAUGCUGGAGCCAUACUGCGCUGAGUUCCUAAUCCACGCUGCAGACGUAGAGGGCCUGCAGCAAGGCGUCGACGAGGAACUUGUGUCGAGACUUGCUCAAUGGUGCACUAUUCCCGUGACCUAUGCGGGAGGUGCACGUCAUUUACAAGACCUAGAAAAGGUGCACACGAGUAGCAAGGGAAAGGUGGAUUUGACCAUCGGCAGUGCGCUAGAUAUCUUCGGCGGCUCGGGAGUGACGUUUGAUGAGUGCAUUGAAUGGAACAAGGCACACUAG
Messenger RNA from Penicillium bovifimosum, 771 nucleotides. RefSeq names its product 1-(5-phosphoribosyl)-5- ((5-phosphoribosylamino)methylideneamino)imidazole-4-carboxamide isomerase HIS6. The coding region runs from base 1 to 771 and encodes 256 amino acids. Gene Ontology annotation, biological process: L-histidine biosynthetic process; L-tryptophan biosynthetic process; proteolysis. Gene Ontology annotation, cellular component: cytoplasm. NCBI's taxonomy places the organism in Eukaryota, Fungi, Ascomycota, Eurotiomycetes, Eurotiales, Aspergillaceae. Gene Ontology annotation, molecular function: 1-(5-phosphoribosyl)-5-[(5-phosphoribosylamino)methylideneamino]imidazole-4-carboxamide isomerase activity; aspartic-type endopeptidase activity. The record is from RefSeq and is a predicted model, not a curated record. The transcript is spliced from 3 exons.